Molecule: messenger RNA, 1551 nt
Organism: Chironomus riparius
Lineage: Eukaryota; Metazoa; Arthropoda; Insecta; Diptera; Chironomidae
Source: the annotation of a GenBank genome assembly
CUUAGUUGUCUCCAUAACUUGUAAAUUUUAGAAACUUUUUUAAUUCUUUUAUUCAAGUUUUAAAAAUUGUAAAUUGGUUCAAAAAUGAAAUGGUGAUUUCCAAUAUGAUAUUUUGAUUUAAAAAAACAUAAAAAAGUGUAAUUAAUAGAUCACUCUAGAACGAAAUUUAAUAGACUUUGACCCUCACAUAAAAAAAAAUUGUUUUAAAUCACACAAUAAUUUUUUUUUGAAACGAUAAAUAUUUGCAUAUAAAACAUGACUUUAAACUCUUCGUCAUCGUCGCCAAUGAUAAGCAAUUAUGCACCCGUAAAUUACAGACAUCAAACAAAUGGAGAUGUCUUUGGAGGGCAAUAUCCCAUACAAACACCACAAGGUAUUAUACAUACCACGCAGCAAUCACAAUUAGCACCACCUCUGCCACCACGGCCCAAUUCUCUUUUCCAAACGUCAUCGUCAGCUUAUGGAUCACCUUAUGGAAAUAAUUUUGGAUAUGGAUCUUUUGGUAAUGGAUAUGGAUCUUUUGGAAUGGGAGGAUACAAUUCAUUUAAUUCAUUUGGAUAUGGUGGUGGUUUUGGGAGACCACAAUAUGGAGGAGGAAAUCCACUUGAUCCAGAAAUGAGAUUUAUUCAAAUGGCUGAAGAAAGUUCAAGGUCAACCUUUCAAAGUAUAGAAUCUGUUGUAUCCACCAUCGGAAACAUAGCAACUAUGCUCGAUUCAACAUAUUUUGCAUUAACAUCAUCAUUUCGUGCAAUACUUGGAUUAGCUGCUAAUUUUUCUCAUCUUCGAGGAUUUUUCGGUCGAUUUUUCUCAACUUUUGCAAUUUUCCGUUCGAUUAUAUGGAUCUACAAAAAAUUAUUAUACAUGAUUGGCUUAUCAAAAAUCAAUCCAUCAACACAAAUUAAUUUAAGUGAAGCUUUUAAAGACGCUGAAAAAGUCCAAUCAAAUGACUUCUUCAAUGCAUCACAACAAAAUAGUUCUGGUCUUGCCAUGGUUUUGUUCUUGACUUUCAUUUUUACUGCUCCUUAUCUAAUCAUGAAGCUUUUUGGGUCACUCAUGAAUUCGACUGAUGAUCAAUCUAAAAAUCCCGCUUCCUGGAUUAACCCAAUAGAAGCUGUUGUUCUUUAUAAUUUCAAUUCUGAUCAGCCAUCUGAAUUAUCAGUUAAAGCUGGUCAGAUUGUUCGAAUUGCUCCGAAAGAAGUACAACAACUUAAUCGGCUCCUUUCAACAAAUUGGCUCCUUGCGACUGUCGAUGGAAACAAUGUUGGUCUUGUUCCUGUUAACUAUAUAAAACGUAACGAUUUAAAUCAAGUUCCAACUAAUAAUGUUUUCAAUCGAGAUAUUACGUCAAUCCAAAAUCAAAUAAAUCAACAGCAAGAGCAAAGCACCCAAGAACUCCCACAAGAGCUACCAACAGCAAUAAAAGAUGAUAAAACUAUUAAGCCACCAGAAAGUACGGACAAAAUUGAAAAUAUUUGUUAAAAUAUUUAAAAGUGAAAAUCUACUAAUCAUUCCUUUAGUGAUAUUUGCGCUUAAAGUUAUUUUGUCGUCACA